Messenger RNA from Parasteatoda tepidariorum (common house spider), 6119 nucleotides. RefSeq lists its product as uncharacterized. Gene Ontology annotation, cellular component: nucleus. The record is from RefSeq and is a predicted model, not a curated record. Gene Ontology annotation, molecular function: DNA-binding transcription factor activity, RNA polymerase II-specific. Gene Ontology annotation, biological process: regulation of transcription by RNA polymerase II. Lineage: Eukaryota; Metazoa; Arthropoda; Arachnida; Araneae; Theridiidae.
UUGUUGACAUAAAUUCUAUUACAACUUAUUAAUAGUGUUGUCAUAUGACGUAAUAUGUUUACGUUUUGAUGCUACGAGUGAAGAGAUGGAUGUCAAAAGAUAUUACACAUUAACAUUUAAUUGGUUGAUUUAUUGUACUUGAAUGAGCUUUUUUUAUAGAUACUGAAUGAUAAUAUUUAAAUUAUGAUACUUAUUAAGUGUACUGUAGUUUAAAAUACGUAAUCAAGGUAUGGAGAAAUCGUUACUUAAUGAACCAUCAACUAUGAAUGAUAGUCCUUUGGAUCAAAUUGAUAGUGAUGGCAAUGAGAGAAUACAGUGUUCUUCUCCUGAAAGGCAGAUAACUGAAAAUACCAAUAGUUCAACGAUUGAAUCACAAAUUGAAGGCAAAAAACCAGAUAAUAUGAACAUUGAAGCUAAUGAAGGACAACCUGUUAGAGAAGCUGUUGAUGUGCAAGAUUCAGUAGGCUUGAUUCAUCAUACUCAAAUUAACGGACCAAUAAUUCUGGAAAAUAGUGAAUCUGCAUUUUUGUGCAAAUAUCCUGGUUGUAAUUUUACAACUGUUAAUGCUGAACUUUAUCUUAAACAUGAAGAUAGUCAUGUUGAUAUUGGAGCAGUCUCAUGUGACGCUUGUGGCAUGACUUUUAGAACGUACGCAAAUAUGCGUAGACAUCACCUUUAUGUUCACCAGGGUAUUCGUACAUUUGAGUGUCAAUAUUGCUCAAAGCGCUUUUUACGUAAGGAACAAUUUGUAGAACAUUUGGCUAAGCAUACUAAGCCAAGACCUUAUCAUUGCACGUUUUGCGGAGAAACUUUUAAUUUCCGUGGACAUUUAAAAACACACCUUUCAACAGAACAUGCCGGUAUUGUUGUUGGCAAGACAUGCCACUUGUGCAACUUUAAGGCAUCAUCUCCUAAUGCAAUUAAAGUUCAUUAUGCUACUUUUCAUUUGAAACAAAAUAUGGAUGUGCCAGGUAUUGAUAUUGAUAGAAUGAGAGAUUUAUGUGGCAAUUCUCACAUUUUAAACAGUCAUCAUGAAAAUGGUGCCAUAGAUUUAGCUACUGUGUCUCAAAAUUUUUCAUUUAUGAACUCUCAUUUUCCAAUUUAUUCUCUAUCUGGAAAUGAGAAUAAUAUAGCAAUGCCCGGACCUUCAGAUUUAAGUUGUCGCACUAAAGUUAUUAGACGAGCUACUUCUCCAGUUCCAAAUAUUCAAAACUUAACAGCUGCUGUCAAUGAACCGGCUAAAGAAGAUGACAAUCGACAUACUUGCGUCACAUCUUUAGCUGGUUCAACUGUUAUUAGUCCACCAACAUGCCAAGAUGGUGCUUGCCAGCGUAUGGAAAUGCGCAUACGCCAGAGAAUGUGUAUUAAACCAGAACCACCAGAGCUUACAGUUGAUGAUAGCCAGAACAGCAGCGUUCAACCUACUAGCACAAUGGACUUAUCUACCAAUGAAGUUGUUGAAACUACUUGUAACUCUCACGAAACACUGUGUAGAAGAAAGGUUCAUAAACAUUCAUCAUCUGAUGAUACAGGCUCUGAGAGUCAUAACUCUCCCUCAAACAGACUAUGUGUUGAUUCGCAACAAGUUGGGAGGACCCCCCAUACAUGUUUUAGGUACCGGCCUUACGAUGAAGGUAGCAGCCAACGUUGCCGAGAAUUCUCCAGGCAUACUUGUGUAGCUCAUAGUCAUCCUGAAAGAAGAGCUAGGUUUUCAGAUAGUGACAUUGAAAGAAGUGCUCAUAACGAGCAAUCAGAUGGUGAAGAGCGUAAAAUAUUUUACAGUAGGGCUACAUCCACAAAUAAUGCAAUAGUUCCUGGUGACAGAAUAGAUGCUUCUAGAAGUAAUCUAGCAACAACUUUCAAUACUGAGGGAUCCACGUUUACGACUGCCCCCAGUAGCAUCUCAAAUUACUUCGGUCGUAAAAAUAUUGUCAUUCGUGAUAUUGAAAGUUGUACUCUUACUUGCACAUUUUGCGGGAUAAUAUUUCCAGAUCAAACUUUGUAUUUAUUGCAUAGAAGUCUUCAUUCUGAUAAUAGUCCAUGGAAGUGUAACUUGUGUGGAAAGAUAUGUAGUGAUAAAUACGAUUUCAAUUCUCAUAUAAUCAGUAAGGGGCAUUAUUGAAUUUGUGGCACACAUCUAUUCAUUAGCUCAAUAUUUCAUUUUUUGCUAAUAUUCUGAAUAUAAAUAUACUAUUGCUUCUGAUUUUAAUGUUAUUCAUUAAAUGUUAAGAAUAAGUUUUUAAACUAGAAAUUUUUCAUAUUAACGCACAUUGAAAAGUACUUAAUUUUGUAAGAAUAGAAAAUACUUAUUGAUGUGAAAAUCAAGCAAAACUCUACCCAAUAAAAUAGGCUUUCUUCUAGCUGUUUAUUCUAAAUAAGAAAAAUUUUACCAUCAUUUUGGAAUGUCUCUUUUAACCCGUAUAGUGAUUUUUAUUCUUUUAAAAAUAAAUGUGUUUUAUUCUCAUUGUAUUUUAAAGAAAUGUAUCUUCAUUCGUUUUGAAACUGCUCUAUGUUUUUUUUUGUCUAAAGAAAGACAUUAUUUAAUUAACUAAUUAGAUUUUUUGUUUAUGAAAUAUUAGUGCCAGCUUUUCAAAAACAAGUUUAAUGAAAGAAAUUAAAAUAUUUUCUAACAGUACUUAUAACAUGAUAUGAAAGUAUGUGUUCUUUGUCAUUAAAGUUUUACUUUUCACCAAAAGAAAGCAGCAAAGUUCAGGCAUUCUAUAAAAACUUCUUUUUUUCUUCAGUUUUUUAAAUAAAAUAAAAAAAUUUGUAUCUUAUUAUUACCAGCUCUAAUGGUACUCAAUUUAGGUAUGACUGAAAUUUUGUUUAUUUUUACGAAGUAUAUGUCUGCAUGACGAAAAUUUGCAAUUUCAACCUUUAAUCACAAAUAGUGAAAUGAGGAAAAUUCAUCCUUUUUAGGUUUUAUCACUUGUAUAUUGUAAAUAAUUUACCGUCAAAAAAUUUUGGUAUUGAGUCAAUGACGGUGCAAAUAAUGUCAUAAGGUAAUGUGUUACUUUUUCAUUAUUGAUUGUUCUAUUUCACUUAUGAAAAUGCAUUAUAAUAUUAUUAGAAUUAAUUCUAGGUUGUAUGGAAUAAAAAUUUUAUAGUUAAAUUUUUUUGAUUUAAGAUUUUCUCUUUUUGUUCAAGAAAUAAAUUUUUUUCUUAUUCUAUGUUUUUUUUAAUUUUCUUUUUUUUUUACUAUUUAACUUCAAACAACUCUUUUUUCCCCACUAGUUCAAUAGGUAUGGUCGUUUUUUACACUUUAAUUAUGUACAAUGCACAAAUUAAACAAAACACUUCAAUAACCUUUGAUCUAAAUAUUGGAUUUUCACAUACAAAGAUGCAAUCUUAAUGGUUCAAUGACCUAACCUUUAAUAUGCUGUUAUAUGUCCAGACUAAUAGAUAUAUCCAGACUAUUAAACAGUACAUUAAAAGUUAGACCAUUUGUUAAAAUAGAUACGAUGUAGAAACUAUUCGUGAGAAUUUGGUAUUUUUUUUUACAGUAUUGAUCCAUUAAUUAAGCUGGCAUUUCAAUGUCUUUCUAUAAAUGUGGAAAGAUUUCUUUAUUAGUGCCUGCACAUAAUUUUUUUGGCAAAAUUUGACUAAAAUAAGACGGUUACGGGUGAGAAACUUAAAGAAAUAUUACAGAAUAGGGAAAAUUUUAAGGGUUAAGCUCAUAGCCACUCCCAGGCGAGCCACUACGCUUAAUUGCAGAAUCAGGCAGUGGCAUUUCUUGGAUUUAGAACAGGUAUAGAUUUGAAAAUAUCCACGACAUCUCAAUGUCACUGUAAUUGAACAUGAUGAAGAUUUAAAAAACUUGACUGUCGAUGAACAGUGAUGGUACUUAAUUAUGUAUUAUUAAUACUUAUUUUUACAAACUUAAUUAAACGAAAGAAAAAUGUGUGCUAGUUAUUGAAUGUUUUUUUUUUUUUAAGUAAGCAAUUAAGAAGAGUAAGCAGCAAUACUGAAAUAAACAUUCUAGAGUUACAUCUAAUUAUAGUUGAUUGUUAUUUUGUUUUGAUUAAUCAUAUUUUAGGGUUUUGCUUAUACACUCUCUGAAGUUAAUGUAUUGCUGAGUGUGAUUCUAAUUUGAUAGUUUAAAUGUAAAAUUAAGUUUUUUCCUUAAAUGCUAUUUUUUUUCUUUUGCUGUAGAGUAGUAAAAUACACCAAAAAUUUCUUAUACUGUUUUGGAUUGGAUUAUUGAAAACAAACAGCUUAACUUGAGAUUGCACAAUCUGUUUUAGAUUAGCCGUUUUUUAAUUAAGAGCUCUUAAAAUAAAAUAUUAGAUAGUCUUUUUAAAGUUUAUCACAAAUUUGAUCCCUAUUGUCCUAUAGUAUUACUGACUUAUUAUUAUAGAUUUGUUUGAUUUUACUAAAAACUAAAUUGCAAAUAGGGAAAGCUAUGCAUUAUUCCUUGUGGUAUUAUGCAGAAGAAAAACAGCAAUUUUGAUUUAAAUGAAACAAAAUUUCAUCAUAAUUGUUGUAAAAAUAUAUAUAUAUAUUUUUUUUUUGGAAAAAUUUUUAGAAAAAAUCUUUACUCUUAAAAGAAUAAUCAGUUAUUCAGUUCUAUUUUUUCCUUCAACUGUCCAAAAGUUUUACAUUUGUGAGAGUUAGUGGUAGAAAACAUAACUUUUACUUAAUCAGGGAAAACUGGUUUUGUGACUGAAAAAACAAUGGAAGGAGGUCACACAUUCAUCACGAAAGCACAGUCAUAAUUUUUUUAAAUAUUGCUGCUGUAUCUUAAGAGCUUUAUUUUGUUAUGAAAAUAUGUUUUAAAUCUAAACAUUUUCUUUAUAUUUACUUUUUUGUUGUUAACCAUAGGUUUUGAAUUUUAUCAUUUAAAUUCUUUUGUGUAUUUUUUUCCCUCCAUUUUCUAAAUUUUUAACCAUGUCAUUCUUUCUUUGUUUAUUUUGAUGCUUGUAACUGUUUGUACUAUUGUGGUGACUGUCUAAAACAAUUUGUGCUGUAAACAAAGUUAAAGCCCAAUUUAUUUGUGCUCACAAAACAAUAUUGACAUAGUUUAAAAUAUACUAAAUUUGAAUUGAGUGUUAAAAACUACUCCAGAGAGUUUAUUUAUAAGUUCAGCUUUAAUUUUUAGUUGGUCAAAAUGCAAUAUUAAAUGCUAUAUUUUAGACAAAAUAUAUGAUCAGAUCUUGCAUGCUAUAAAUAUAGUUGUAUAAAAUUAUUUAUACAUGAAUAGAAAUAUUUUAAGCUGUGUUUGUGUUGUUCUGUGAAUUUGAUAUACUUACAUAAUUUUGUUUCUCAGUGUUAUUCUUUAUUUUUUUAUUUUUUUUUUUUUAGAUUUUAAAAUUAAUCAAAUUUUAAAUAUCUUUUAUUAUAAUUUUUUUCAUUAUUACUGUAUUGAAGGGUGCUCUUCAAUAAGAAGUAGCUAUAAUUUUGGGUGUUGUGCUUUAUACUUGUAUGUACCAUUUUGUAAGGAAAUUUUUUUUUUAUCAUUUAAGCACUCAGCUUCAAACAUUAACUAUUAUGUUAUCAAUCUGUGUCCCAUAGUAAAUUUUCAGUGUUGAACAUUUCAUAGCCAGUCAUUAGUUAUUAUUAGGGUUGCAAGUUUGACUCCAAAAAAAAAAUUACCAAAAUUCGCAGAAGAUUCGUGAAGAAUUUUGAACAUUUCGAGGGAAACAAAUAUAAUAAAACAUAAGCAACAUGUAUACUUAAAAAGAUAGACCUGGUACAAAUAAUAAAAUUAAAAUAUGUACAUGGUAAAAAUAAAAACAUAAGCAAUAAUAAAACAAAAUCAAAAAAAAGAGGGAAAAAAUAUUUCUUUUAAUUUUAUGCAAUAUUAAUAUUUUUAUUAAACUGAACAUAUUUUUGGUAUUAAAUAUAGUACGUUGCUAAGUUAUAUUAGUUUAUAUUUGGGUGCUAAUUGCUUCAGGCAUUUUUAUGCAGUAAAAACAAUGUUUAAGCAUCAAUGCUGUUUGUAGGCAUUUACGAACAAUGAAAAGCUGCUAUGGAACGUUUUGAGACAAAGAUCCAUUUGUUCUUAUUGGUAUACUCUAAAAAUUAACAUUUUGCUAUGGAUCUAUUCUCUAAAAUGUAUUAUCAAUUAUACAUAAUUUUGAAACUUCUAAAAGUAUUAGUUGCAGUUAAAAUUUAAGCAA